CCUCAUACAGCGACAGUCAGCCCUGCAUAGUAGUCCGUUGAGAGUGCGAGUCAGUGUUGUGAGUCUUCUGUGAUAGCUAGACCCAGUGCCCACAGCUCAGGAAGGAUGUUGUUCCUGGCGCCGCGCAAACACCUGUUUGCCACCAACCUGGUCAUCCUGCUGAUGAUCUAUGUGAUGCGCAAGUGCCUGCAGCUCUUCUGCAUUAUCGAGAACGGAACCACCGAUUCCAAGGACAAGGACAAGGCCACCCCAGUGAUGGAGGACUCUCCACUGAUGGUGCGCCGCGGUGGGUUCAAGAUCAUCCCUGAUGCCAUGCACCAGAGCAUGCACGGAUUUGGCUAUGGCGAGGGACACUAUCAGAUCUUCGUGGAGAAAAAGGAGCGAAACUUACCCACCAAAUCGCGUCUCAACGCGGCCACCGCUGAAGUCAAGCUGAAUCCCAAUUAGACGCCGCAGAUUCUGGGACUGAAAACCAUGACAUCCCCGCAUGUCACCGACAAUGAGCCAAUCGAGCCAGCCAUAUCUCCUCCAAUCCCCCAAAGCCCCUCCACAUCCAAGUCUUCUUGAUUAGAAUUUAAUCGAAUUUUUGCAUGCCAUAAUAUUAUAAUUGUAAAACCGACAAGAGUGCUUUUUU
Molecule: messenger RNA, 634 nt
Organism: Drosophila bipectinata
Lineage: Eukaryota; Metazoa; Arthropoda; Insecta; Diptera; Drosophilidae
Source: RefSeq, a predicted model, not a curated record